Messenger RNA from Penicillium diatomitis, 711 nucleotides. RefSeq names its product WD40 repeat domain-containing protein. Lineage: Eukaryota; Fungi; Ascomycota; Eurotiomycetes; Eurotiales; Aspergillaceae. Gene Ontology annotation, molecular function: protein binding. The record is from RefSeq and is a predicted model, not a curated record. The coding region runs from base 1 to 711 and encodes 236 amino acids. The transcript is spliced from 3 exons.
AUGGAAGACGCUUUGCUUCAGGUUGUCGGAAUGGUAUUCGAAUCUGUGAUGUAUCAAAUUGCUUCACGAUCGCAAGACGGGUUUUCCGGUCGAAUAUGGAAUACAUACACCGGUCACGGUAUAUCUGACCUUGCUGGGUAUGAAGUCUUGUGGCGCUGGAAUUCCUGGUCACCAGAUGGUAGGCGACUCGCUUCGCUUUUGACCGAUAGUCAAACGAUUCGUGUCUGGGAUGCAGCUUCCAGUCAAGUCAUGACAAAUUUACGGCGUCAUCGCGAAUUGAUCCACUUAGACGGCACAGUUCGUAUCUGGAAUCCAGUCACCGGUCAGAGCACGGCAGCCUUCCGAACGAGCGAUAGCUAUAUGCUCAAAUUCGAUGACACUCAUCCAACCCGUCUUCACACCAGCGUCGGAACAUGGGACGUGCAGCCCAACGACUCUUCCACGCCUGCAUAUGACAAGUCUCUUCGACGUGUCAAGCCUCGUGCAUAUGGAAUCAGCAAUGACGAGUCCUUGAUCACAUACGAUGGGUGCAAUGUUACUUGGCUUCCCGUCGAAUAUCGCCAUGUUAGCAAUAUCUGGCCCUACGAUGACUAUCGACAAGACAAAUGUAGCAGAUUCUUUGCACACGGCAACAGAGUAACUAUCAUCCAUCCCACAAAGGGCUGCCUCGUCCUCAAGUUCUCGAAUCGACCUCCCUUGCCCAGCUCUUGA